Molecule: messenger RNA, 890 nt
Organism: Cimex lectularius (bed bug)
Lineage: Eukaryota; Metazoa; Arthropoda; Insecta; Hemiptera; Cimicidae
Exons: 4
Coding region: 342-815 (157 amino acids)
Source: RefSeq, a predicted model, not a curated record
UAAAAUUUAAAAAAUAUUAAUAAACAUAUUAUUUAAUAUAAAUCAGAUGCAAUAAUUAUUUCAGUGUAACAUUUUUUUAAACUUAGUUUUCCCUUAUUUCUUGGCUAAAUUUUUGUUAGUGCCCUUUUUUUUGGUUAAUUACAGAAUGGAUGUCAGAAGUCUUAAGUUCUCAGAUACCUUUUUUGAAAUGAUGAGUGGUGAGUCAAACUCAAUAAAAAAUUUAUUUCAAAGCAUGUAAAUAAAGAUGGAGUGCUGAGAGCGAUGGGGAACUUCCUAUGACAAUUAUCUUCAAAUCAAUCUCGACCAUACACACACACCUAUGUAUACACUAACAAUACACAAUGGGAUCCGGUGCAAGUGUCACAAGUCCAACAUACAUUUUCAAAUCAAAAGCUGAAAGCAAAGACUUACAGAAUUCAAAUGAAAAUGAACAUUCGCAAAAAUGUGUCUACAGCAAUACGACUAAUCAAAAGAAAUGCAGUACCGAUUUCAAAAAGCUGGGAUCUAAUUUUGUUCGGAAUUUGCUUAGAAGCGAGUUUGAUCUACCACUCAAUUUACAGACUCCUCAAUUGAGUUCAACACUAGAAAAGGAAGCUCAGCAAAAAGAAGAACCAAAAUCUGAAGAAACAAGACCUUCUUUGGUUCUGCUCCCCACUCGCUCGUCUCAAUAUUUCAAGAAUCUAAUUCUCAUGGGAGACCCUGACACGAAAAACCAUGAACCGAAUCUAGAUCCAUCAGGCGAUGUGAACAGAGCAAUAAAAACUUUUUCCAUUCCAACCGAUAAGCUGACAAAACUGAAAUUCCUUUCUAUAUGAUGGAAUAAAUCAAAAAUGUCUGUAGUUUAAUUUUUCUCUGUCAUUUAACAAAAUAUACGAUAUUAACCGUCUAAA